UUUGUCGGCGAUCCUUUUACUUUAGAAGAGACAUGGUACUACAUGACGGAGAACACGUGAUAUUCGAGAACAAUUUGAAGAGUAAACUUAAGGUUUUUGAGACGAUAAAUAUAAUUUACUUGAUUUCUAAAGAAAUUAUAACAAUUAUGAAUCUCAAAGAAAAUUUAUCACAUUCGAGCACUGUUUGUAAGCAAGAUUAUAAUACGUAUAAAUUUCCUUUUAUUGGAUUGGAUGAUAAACCAUAUGCUACAAAAUGUCUUUUAUGCGAUAUAAAAUUUGUUCUUCCUGACAAUGAGAAAGAUCUGUUGACCCACUUAUUUAAAGAACAUAGGCUUGUAAUAGGAGAUAUUUGGAAUAUCGCUAGUUUAAAAAGCUAUGUACAUUACUGGGGUGUUAAAUUUAAAGAAGCAGCCGUAACAACGUACUGUACAACUAUGUUAAUGGACUGCACACCAGACGGGCAACCAAGUAAAAAUGAAAUAUACUUUUUACUUUCUGAUUGCAUCUUGGAAGAUAAGACAUUAAGAGAUGAAAUACACAGAGCUAAAUUGGAAUGGGUUUUAUCAGAACAAACCAAAGAAAGGACUGACACUAACUUCAAACGUGGUUGUAUUUUUUGCCGAAUGGAAUUUUCAGGAUUACGUAUCACAUACGUGAAACAUUUGGCACAGAAACAUAAUUUAUACUUAGGAAAACCAGAUAAUCUGGUAUUCAUUGAUGAAUUUUUAGAUAAGAUUGAGAACACUAUUGAAAACUUGGUAUGCAUAUACUGUGAAAAAAUAUUUAAAGAUCGCACAGCAUUAAAAGAACACAUGCGCAAAAAAUUGCAUAAACGUAUAAAUCCUAAUAAUAAAGAAUAUGAUAAAUUUUAUAUAAAUAAUUAUUUAGAACCUGAAAAAUCAUGGAGACAUAAACAGAGUAAUGUGAAAAAAGAUGACGCGGUAGAAGACCAAAGUAGCGAAGAUGAGGGGACGUGGUCUGAUUGGAAUGAUGAAAGUGUUCGCAUAACUUGUUUGUUCUGUACUCACACUGAUAAAUACUUUCAUCUGAUUCUUUCUCACAUGAAAACCGAACAUCAAUUUGACUUCCAAGAGACAUCUAAAGAUUUAACAUUCUAUCAAAAGGUGAAAGUAGUUAACUAUGUAAGGAGACAAAUUCAUUUGCAACAUUGUGUUUUUUGUGAGAUAGAAGUAGACAAUGUUUUGGAGCAUAUGAAGCAACAAAAUCAUUUUAAGAUACCCAUACAAAAAGUGUGGGAUCAGCCGAAAUUUUAUUUCCCUAUGUGCGAGAAUGAUUCCUUUUUAUAUAAUUUGGAUACAAGUAGUAGCAGCAGCAGCAGCGAUGAGAAAACCGAUAUUGAAAGUACUGCCAAAGCAAUGGGGAACCUUUGAGCGUUGUAAAUGUUAAUAAAAACGAGAUACAGUCAAUAAAUAUUUAUUAAACUUAUUAGUGCAACAUACUGUUAUGUCACACACGUACACUGCACUUCUUGAAAAUUGAUGCGUUUAUCUAGAUGGUUGAUGAAAAAUUCCAAACAAAGAUAAAUGCAAAAAAACGCAAAUAAUAAUUAAUAUAUUAUAGUCACUGUAUAUAUGGAGUGGUCUUUGAAUUAUCGAUGUGAAUAUAGUUAAUUUAACUGUGUUUUAUCUUUUUAUCAUUUUAUUCCAUAUGUACAAACAAUGACAUAUAUAGUCACACUGUUUCUUGGAAUAAGUUAUUCUUUAAAUAACAUUCUAAAAGGAAAUAAUUGCAAUGAAUGAAAUCGGAACGAUGGAAAAUAAAGCUAAAGCAUACUGUUACUCGAAUUUUUUUCGAAACGAUACUAUUAGAUUGAAAGUAGUAGGUAUUAUAAACAGUAUUGCUUUCCAGAAAGCUCGAAUAUGCGCC
Nomia melanderi (Alkali bee) is the source of this 1887-nucleotide messenger RNA. RefSeq names its product Alg3, alpha-1,3- mannosyltransferase. Gene Ontology annotation, molecular function: dol-P-Man:Man(5)GlcNAc(2)-PP-Dol alpha-1,3-mannosyltransferase activity. Lineage: Eukaryota; Metazoa; Arthropoda; Insecta; Hymenoptera; Halictidae. The record is from RefSeq and is a predicted model, not a curated record. Gene Ontology annotation, cellular component: endoplasmic reticulum.